This is a messenger RNA of Trichoderma asperellum CBS 433.97, 1280 nucleotides long. RefSeq lists its product as uncharacterized. Gene Ontology annotation, cellular component: cytoplasm. NCBI's taxonomy places the organism in Eukaryota, Fungi, Ascomycota, Sordariomycetes, Hypocreales, Hypocreaceae. The record is from RefSeq and is a predicted model, not a curated record. Gene Ontology annotation, molecular function: glutathione transferase activity.
CGAGCGAUGAUUUAAAUGAGAGGAAGUGCCAAUUAGGACGCAAGUAUACGAUCACAUAUCUAUUUACUUUGGUUUCUUCCCAUUUCCUGGUUCUUGAGAGAUUCUGAGGCUCAAAAUUGGCUUAAGUCAAUAUAUCUAAUCUAUACUUAGUUCCUCUUAUCUUGCCGUAGCGUCAUCACAUAUAGCUUACUCGACAUGUCAUCAGAAAAAAAGAUUUAUCACGAAAACGGUAAUUUCACUCGGCCAGAUAGCAUUUUCCGAAAUUUCGUUUCCAAGGACCCAAACUCACGGUUUCCUGCUGAAAAGGGCCGCUAUGCCCUGUAUCUCUCCCCUGGUUGUCCAUGGGCACAUAGAACUUUGAUAGUUCGGUUUCUGAAAGGACUUGAUUCUAUAAUUGAUGUUUACCAACUCCAUUUCACUAUGGGCCCUGAGGGAUGGUAUUUUAGCGGCGAAGGAGGCUCUCUAACCGAAGAUCCUCUGCACGGGUUCAAGAAGCUCAAAGAAUUGUACCUCAAAGCCGACCCUGACUAUACAGGUCGCUACACCGUACCUGUAUUAUGGGAUAAAAAAGCCGACGUCCUUGUCAACAAUGAAUCUUCAGAAAUUAUCCGUAUGCUCUAUUCAGAAUUUGACGAGUUUUUGCCGGCGCACCUUCGUGAGGAGAACCGACCUGGUAAAGGCCUAUAUCCGCCGCAACUCAGAGCUGAGAUUGAUGUGAUGAAUGAAUGGGUAUAUAACACCGUGAACAAUGGUGUCUACAAGGUUGGCUUCUCAAAGUCUCAGAAAGCAUAUGAUGAAAAUAUCUAUCCACUAUUCGCAUCCCUCGAUCGCCUUGAAGAGCAUCUUAGCCACAGAAAGCCUUUUCUUUUCGGCGACUCAAUCACUGAGGCCGACAUACGUUUAUACACCACAUUGGCGCGAUUUGACGUUGCGUACCACAGCGUCUUUCAAUGUAACCUCAAAUCGAUCCGACACGAUUAUCCCCGGCUGCACGCCUGGCUUCGGAGGCUAUACUGGGAUCAAGAUCAAGAAGGGCCAUUGCGCGCGGCAUUUUAUCGCACAACAGAACCUAAUAUAUCGCGGUAUGCUCUGGGUUAUGCGGAUUCUAGGUGGAAGAUCGUACUAGAGAGCCAGGGACCGCUGGUGGUGCCCGCAGGGCCACUGGUACUUAUGGAGCCUCUCUGAACAGAGUGCAAGCAUAUUUAAAUGAUAUUUUCGUAGCAUAUCAUCGAUAUGCCAAUCUUAAUAGCGAUUAAAAUUCUGUUUACAGUCAACGUCAC